Molecule: messenger RNA, 4856 nt
Organism: Rhineura floridana
Lineage: Eukaryota; Metazoa; Chordata; Lepidosauria; Squamata; Rhineuridae
Gene: MAP3K6
Product: mitogen-activated protein kinase kinase kinase 6
Exons: 29
Coding region: 641-4696 (1351 amino acids)
Biological process (GO): protein phosphorylation; cellular response to stress; MAPK cascade
Molecular function (GO): ATP binding; MAP kinase kinase kinase activity
Source: RefSeq, a predicted model, not a curated record
CUGUAUGUCUCAGCUGGGUCAGAUGCACCAGGAGAUCCCUGUUCACUUGAGAGAGUGAAUCCGGUGGGAGCAAUUGCGAAAAAGGAGCCGGGCGUUUGUGCCAAGAGGCGCCGUGGAGCAAACGCCAUGGAGAGAGAUUUUCUGUGUGCCUUCGCAACUCUCCUCCUCCUCCCUCCUCUCUUGCACAACCUCCCCUGGUGAGCUUUCGCUCCUCUCGUGGUGUCGGUGCCAACAGGAAAGGCGGCGGAAGAACGCGGCUGCAGCUCCAGCUGGGCCUUUCCGUCGGAUCGCUCCAGGCUUGUGGGCGUUUCUCUCUCUCUCUCUCUCUCUCUCUCUUCUCUUCUCUUCUCUUCUCUCCUCUCGAUCACAGAAGCGCGCAGGAAGGAGAAAAUGCCCGGAGAGACUUUCAUCAGCGACCCGCCCUCCUCUGGAACUCGUCGAGGAAGUUUUUUUGGAGGGGUAGGCGAGGCUUGGGAAUCCCACGUGGGCCGAAACUGACCAAAUUUGGGAGCUGGUAAAUAAAUUGAAGCAGGCGGAGAAAGCAGAAAAGUCACGCAACUUUUGUGGUAUGCGCGUGAGCGCAAUGGCUGGUUUCUUUUAAAAGAGGCGAUUUCUGAAGCCGAGGCGCGAACCGCGCAGCAUGGAAGAGGACGACAGCCGGCUUGGAGGCGCCGGGAGUCUUUGGCAGGACACUUUAGCGAUCGCUCUCACCCCCAGCAAGCCCGUCUCUGUAGAGAGCCAUGGCACCCGAAGGGGCGGCGGCGGCAGCACCACCAGCAGCGGCGGUAGGGGCCGACCGCUGAGCGUGGUUUAUGUCUUCACCGAGUAUCUUGAAGAGCCUCUGCCUCUCCAGUGCUUGCGGGAAGCCUGCAGAGAAGUCCCGGGGAGUGAGCUGACGACGGUGCCUUUUGGCACGGUGGCGCUGGGGGACACUGGCACUCUGGACCGGUUCUACAAUGCAGAUGUGGUUGUGGUGGAGAUGAGCAACAGCCUGUGCCAGCCCUCGCUCUUCUAUCACUUGGGGGUGCGUGAGAGCUUCAGCAUGACCAACAACAUCCUCCUUUGCUGUUACACUGAUUUUCCAGAGCUGCAGGCUCUCCGGGAGGAGAUCUUCCAGAAGAAUUCAGACAGCAAUGGCAGCUACACCUUAAUCCCCUACAUGGUGACAGUCCAGAACAAGGUCUGCUGCUGUGAUGCAAAUGCUAUGAUGUGCCUGAGUGAGCUCUGCGAGCCUAACUUCAACAUGGAGGCCUUCUUUACCCCACUGACUGCGCAGCUGGCAAAACUGCUGGAGGGCACCUCUACCAGCUCCAGUGGCUACUUCCGGGAGAUGAUCCGGAGGGACAUCCGCAGGGCUCGUGAAAGAUACAGUGGGGAGCAGCUGAGCCGGGAGCUGACCAGCAUCCAACAGCGCCUGGACAGCGUGGAGUGCCUCAGCCUUGAUAUCGUAAUUAACUUUCUUCUAUCCUACCGCGAUGCGCAGGAUUGUGAUGCCAUUAUCACCCUGGUGGAGACCUUGCAGGCCCUGCCAACUUGCAGUGUCGCUGAGCAACACAACAUCUGCUUCCACUAUGCCUUUGCUCUUGACAGGCGGAACCAGCCUGGUGACCGGGAGAAGGCACUCUCUGUUCUCCUGCCCUUAGUGGAAAAGCCCGAAGGAGCAGUGCCCGACCUGUACUGCAUGUGUGGCCGCAUCUACAAGGACAUGUUCAUUGACUCUGGUUUCACUAAUGCUGAGAAGAGAGACCAGGCAUUUUAUUGGUAUCACAAGGCCUUUUUAACAGACCCAAGCCUCCAUGCUGGAAUUAAUUCUGUUGUCUUCCUCAUGGCCGCCGGGCACCAAUUUGAAACCUCCGUGCAGCUUCGACAGCUAGGUAUGAAGGUGAGCUGCGUUCUGGGCCGGAAGGGAUGCUUGGAAAAAAUGCAGCAUUAUUGGGAUGUGGGUUUUUACCUGGGUGCCAGUAUCUUGACCGGUGACUACGACAAAAUCAUCCAGGCCUCUGAGAAACUUUACAAGCUCAACACCCCAGUUUGGUUUUUGACAUCUAUCAAGGAGACCUAUAUAAUCUAUAGUCAUUUCAAAGCUGUCCCGGAUAUCUGGUCACCCAAACAAGAGCUAGUCAAUUUCUGGCUGAGUUUCUUGAUGGAUUCUUGCCAGCCGUUUGUCUCCACUGAGCAGUGUCUGGUCUUGAUUUUAGAGUUGGGCAGAGUGUUACAGCCUUCCGAACUCAGUGUCUGCAACCAAGAGGGGAAAAAAUCAGUGACACUGAGCCACAUCUGCUCCCCAGAGGAGGAAGGAGUUUCCACGUGGACAUUUCCAGCAUCUUCCAUCCGUGGAAUCAGUAUCUCCAAGUGUGAUGAGCGGUGCUGCUUCCUCUAUGUGCUGCACACAGCCGAAGACUUCCAGCUGUACUUCCCUACCCAGCACCACUGUCACUGGUUUUGUGAACUGCUCCGUUCUUUUAUGGCAGAGAUGGGUGAGGAAGGGAAUAGCUGCAGCUCUCCGGAGGUCCUAGAGUAUGACUACGAAUACACGGAGACAGGUGACAGGGUGAUUCUGGGUAAAGGCACCUAUGGGGUGGUCUACGCUGGCCGGGACCUCAGCAAUCAGGUGCGCAUUGCCAUUAAGGAGAUCCCAGAGCGGGACAGCAGAUACUCACAGCCACUUCAUGAAGAGAUUGCUCUCCACAAGCGUCUGAAGCACAGGAACAUUGUCCGCUAUCUGGGCUCUGUCAGUCAAGAUGGCUUCCUCAAGAUCUUCAUGGAGGAGGUACCUGGGGGGAGCUUGUCUUCUCUUCUGCGUUCCAUGUGGGGCCCCCUGAAGGACAAUGAGCCUACCAUAGUUUUCUACACCAAGCAAAUCCUAGAGGGACUGCGUUACCUGCACGACAACCAGAUUGUCCAUAGGGACAUCAAGGGAGACAAUGUCUUGAUCAAUACAUACAGCGGAGUGUUGAAAAUUUCAGACUUUGGCACUUCUAAGAGGUUGGCGGGGAUCAGCCCCAGUACAGAGACAUUCACAGGCACCCUCCAAUAUAUGGCCCCAGAGGUAAUUGAUCAGGGACCCCGUGGCUAUGGCAAGCCGGCUGACAUCUGGUCCCUGGGCUGUACUAUCAUUGAGAUGGCUACAGGCAAGCCCCCUUUCUUCGAGCUGGGCAGCCCGCAGGCUGCCAUGUUCAAGGUGGGCAUGUUCAAGAUCCACCCUGAGGUGCCCGAUUCCAUGUCAGAUGAAGCCAAGGCAUUCAUCCUGAGUUGUUUUGAAGCUGAUCCGGACAAGCGGGCAACUGCUGCCGCCUUGCUUCAGGAACCCUUUUUGAAGGUGCCCAGUAAGAAAAAACCCCGGAACUCACCAGUACCAGAUGAAUUGUUUGCUCCAAAUGCACCUGAAAGGUCAAUUUCAGCAGAGGGUGUCAGUGUGUUCCGGAAAUGUUCUUUACCCUCUCAGUCCUUGAGGGCACAGACAGAGAACAUCUUUAUAAGUCGGAGCACCAGUGAAGUGACACAGAGGUUCAGCUAUCUAAGGGCUCCUGAGGAACUGCUCAGCGUUGACCUCAACCUCUCCUCUUCCUCCCACGAGGAGAGCGGCUGUUUGUUCUUGCUGAAGAAGGACAGUGAGCGGAGAGCCACCCUCCACAAGGUCCUGACCGAGGAGCUGCCCAGUAUUGCAGCGGCCAUCUACGAGGCCCAGGAUGAGGCUUGGCCUCCUUCCUCCUCUUCCCCUCAGAGCCCGCUGUCAUUGGAGCACAUCUCCCAGCUGGUGUCCUGCCUCAAGAGCUAUAUCCGCUCCCCCAACCGCAAGCAAAUGGCCCAGGACCUCCUCCAGCUUCAGGCCAGCUUGCAAGUGGAUGGCCUGAGCCUCUGUCGUGUGCAGGUGCCACUCUUCACCUUCCAGGACACCGUAAAGCAGGCAUUGCGGAAGCUCCAAAUCAAGCCUCACUGGGUGUUUGCUCUGGAUAAUCUCAUGGGGCAGGCGGUCCAAGCAGCUUUUACCAUCCUCUUGACAGAACUCAAAGUGCAACCACAGUUCUCACGGGGGGAAGACCAGGGACACCUGAGCAAUGAGGAGGAAGAGGGCCGGUUGACUCCGGAGCCGCGGUUUUUGAAAAGCCAGGACGUUACCCUCAAGGGCAGCACGGGCACGCCGAGUUCUGGCAUUGGCACUUGCAGCAGCAGCUGGCCGGACACCCAGCAUCCCUUGAAGGGCCGUUUGUCUUUCAUGGCCCAGCUGAGCCAGCUGCAGGCAGAGACAAGGAGGCUGCAGUGGGAGCUGAUGAGGAAGGAGCAGGAAUGCCAGAAACUUCUGCAGGAGGCAUUGCAGAAUGUGGAAGAGCAUUCCUGGGAUCUAAGAAGCCCAAAUCUGAGAGCUUUCCCAGGAGUUGCAAGUUCCCCAUCUCAUACAUGGAAAAGUGAAGCAGAAGCAGAUCCCCUCCUUGCUGAGUGGUUGGAAAAACACGGGGCUGACAAAGCCACAAUUGCAACGCUCUCGCUCCAUGGCUUCACCCUGCCUGACCUUCUCAACUGUGCUACGCCCGACGACCUCCGCUACACCCAUAUCAGAGGAGGGAUGGUGUGCCGUCUCUGGAGAGCUAUCUCGGAACAUCGACAAACACUCGGCCAGCGCUUGCAACAUGGAGCUCAGCAAGAUGAGGGAAAGCCCUCGAUCUGUUUGGAAGACAACAAGCUCUGGCUGGCAUAGAUCCCCUACCUUGCCCAGCAGGAACCUAAACGGGCUUGCAGACUUCUCCUCACAUUGAGGCAAUGCGAACUGACUUUCCAUUUAUUGCUUGGGUGGGUGGGCGAAGAUGGUAACGGUCUAUAAUGGCCUCUCUGGCAAAUAAAGGCUGGAGGGAACUACA